Austrofundulus limnaeus is the source of this 1757-nucleotide messenger RNA. RefSeq names its product serine and arginine rich splicing factor 2a (gene srsf2a). The coding region runs from base 111 to 767 and encodes 218 amino acids. Lineage: Eukaryota; Metazoa; Chordata; Actinopteri; Cyprinodontiformes; Rivulidae. The record is from RefSeq and is a predicted model, not a curated record. The transcript is spliced from 4 exons. Gene Ontology annotation, molecular function: RNA binding.
ACUCUGGCGCAAAGAAGAACUGGAAAAGGAAGGUUAGCUGCCGCCAUUUCACGUGAAAAAGCAGCGCGGUUCAAUCUGAGAUCAGAGGAGGGAAAGAAUCGGUCCUCAACAUGAGCUACGGAAGGCCGCCGCCAGACGUCGAGGGGAUGACCUCCCUGAAAGUGGAUAACCUGACUUACCGAACGUCGCCCGAGACGCUCCGACGGGUUUUCGAGAAGUACGGCCGCGUGGGGGACGUGUACAUUCCCCGGGACCGGUACACCAAGGAGAGCCGGGGCUUCGCCUUCGUGCGCUUCCUCGACAAGCGCGACGCCGAGGACGCUAUGGACGCCAUGGACGGCGCGCUCCUCGACGGGCGGGAGCUCCGGGUGCAGAUGGCUCGCUACGGACGACCACCGGACUCCAUGUACAGCCGGAGGGGUGGACCACCACGCAGAUACGGCGGUCGCUCAGACAGUCCUCGUCGACGCAGGCGAAGCCGCAGCCGCUCCAGGAGCAGGAGCCGAUCCCGAUCCAGGAGCCGCUACAGCCGCUCCAGGUCCCGCUCCUACUCCAGGUCCCGGUCCAGGUCGAAGUCAAAGUCCAAAUCCAGGAGUCCCAGGCGAAACAAGUCCAAGACUCCUCCUUCCAGGUCGAGGUCCCGCUCUAGGUCCAGGUCCAAGUCGAGGAGCAYGACCCCGACGUCCAACAGAGGGUCKAAGUCUAGAUCCAGGUCCAAAUCCAAGAGUGGGCCUAAAUCACCAGGAGAGAACAACGCAGAGCCUUGAUGUGGACCUGGACARGUGAUGACGAUCUCAGAUGCUUUGAGCCUUUGCUGAAGACAUCAGGAACAGCCUCGCGUUGAGCAAGAGGACUCCACAUUUACCACUGAACGCAGACUGAAAGGUUAUUGGAUCUUGGUCUGAAAUUAUUUUAAUGUUUAAUUUGUCAAAUCUGCCUGUAAUGUUUGGCGUUUGUAAAACUGACUUUAUAGUAAGGGAUUUGUUUGAAAAAUGUUCACAAAUUUUUUUUUACUUACAGUGAGAUCCCCCCGCUUAAAUUUUUUUAAAAUGAAAUUUUUAUUUGCAAAAGUUGAUAAAGAAAAAUCUCGCGUUCAUUGUUCGCAGUGUUUGCUGUUAAUGCUUGUCUGAAGAAAUGGCUUAAAGUGACACAAGUCACCCAAUUUACUUAAUCGAGCCCGUUUUUCUCUUCUGUCGAGUCUUUUUUUUAUUUUCUGUCUCGUUCAAGUUGCUUUCCUAUGACUCUAACCCCUUUUCUUGUGUAUCUUUUGUGCACUAGGCGCAGUUGUGUAGCAGUUGAGUAAUGCUGGUUAGCUGUUAAGAUGCGGUGCAGUGCGGUGGUGACACGGUGGUGUGGCGUGUUGCGGUGCUGAGUGCCCGGUGCUGUUCCGGGGCUCAACCCUUCGCUGCCGUUUGCCGGUUUGUAAGCUCACAGAUGUGGCAGAUCAUCCAUCCUCUCUCUCUUCCUACAUGUGCUGUACAUAUUGUCCUUUGUUGCUCCUUUUUUUCCUCCCUUCUUUCUCCUGUGGCCCACUCUAACCUCCCCCUCUGUGGGUUAUCUGCUGUUGAACUAGUCUUGCUUGCUUUGGAAAAAAUGGUCCAGUGUGAUCCCUGGUGAAACGUUUAAGAUGCAGUUAUGUCUGCUUAUGGGAUAAUUUUUUUUUUUUUUUUUUUUUAUUACAUUUUUUUGUGAACCUCAGAUUUCUUGUAAUUGCUUUACAUGACUGCUAAUAAACGUCUUUGACAAUAAAAAGCUAA